AUUCAUUAUUAUUAUUCAUCACCGCAUAAAUAUAACUACCAACUCAAGUUCAACAUACAUCGUCAAGGGUCACCAAAUACAAAGGUUAAAAUAUGGCUUAUCACCAGAACAGGGAGUUUGAUCUGGACGAGAACAGGGAGAUUGAUCUGAACAAGGAGUUUGAUAUGACUGAGAAAAUAAUCUCAUUGGAGCGCGAAAAUGAUUUGUUGUUGAGGAAAGUUGACAAGUUAGAAGGGACUCACAGAGUUGAAUUAAAAGCCAAGGAAAGGGAAAUUGACCAGCGAAAGAAGAUGCUUCAGGAACUAGACAUCCGGUGGAAAAACCAUAAAGAUUUGGUUUGUUUGAUGAAGGACAGAUUGGCGGAGGAUCAGGUUAAUCAAUUGCUAAGGAAAAUUGACAAGUUAGAAGCGAAACACAGAAUUGAAUUAGAAGUGAAAGAAAGGGAAAUUAGGGACCUAAAGCAGAUGCUUCAGGCGAAGGAAGAGUUGUUGGAGAGGCGGGUUAAUGAAGUGCUAACUAAAUUCUCCAAAUCGCAGAAUAAAUUGGAGAAUCAUGAAAACGCUCUUUGCCAAAUGCGUAUUGAGAGCGAACUAGUCGGUGGGUCUUCGGGUGUAAAUAUGGAUAAUUGAUGUGGUCGCGUAUUUUGUUAUUAUUAUGCCUGUAGGAGUUUUGCUGACAAUUAUCUUCUCUAAAGGGAGCAUUUUUAUUGAA
Messenger RNA from Capsicum annuum, 711 nucleotides. Its product is annotated as kinesin-related protein 4-like. The transcript has 2 exons. NCBI's taxonomy places the organism in Eukaryota, Viridiplantae, Streptophyta, Magnoliopsida, Solanales, Solanaceae. The coding region runs from base 93 to 629 and encodes 178 amino acids. The record is from RefSeq and is a predicted model, not a curated record.